CGCAAGCUAAUAGCUGCAUCAGUCAAUUGAUUAAUACAACAAUUUUUAUUCUUCAAAGAAACGUUUUGAAUUUUUGCGUCAAUGGCUGAUCAGUGUUACGGCCAGCAGCAAGAACAAGAACACCAACGGAACUCUCGACCAAGGUCUCAGAAGGUGAUGAAAACGGCUGCUGCUGUCACGGCCGGGGGGUCCCUCCUAGUCCUCUCUGGUUUGACCCUGGCUACCACGGUUAUUGGACUCACCAUAGUUACUCCACUUUUCAUCAUAUUCAGUCCUGUUCUUGUCCCUUCUGUCAUUGCAGCAGCUCUCCUAGUGACAGGUUUCGUGGCUUCCGGUGGUUUCAGUGUUGCUGCUAUUUUUGUGCUGUCCUGGAUUUAUAGGUAUCUUACAGGAAGAAACCCACCAGGAGUGGCUCAGUUGGAAUACGCGCUUAUGAAGCUGGCUAGCAAGGCUCGGGAGAUAAAGGAUAAGGCUGAGGAGCUCACCGGUGCGGCGGCUUCUUAGUUAAUUUCUACUGCUUUGCAGUUUGCAAUUGAUCUCUGCCUAGCUAGGAUCAAACGGCUAUCAUAUAUACCAGUCCUUCUCUUUAAGUCAUUUAUGUUGUUCCUACUAUUUCUACGACAAUGUUCUACAUUUUAAAGCACCAUAAAAAAACUUUGGGGUCUGGCCGUCGGUUUCUGUUGAAACUUAAGUAAUUGAUUAUCAUAAGUUGUUGUUGUUGUCAGUCCUGUGAUUUGGGUUUCUUUUCAAUCUUUUUCUGUA
Durio zibethinus is the source of this 762-nucleotide messenger RNA. Its product is annotated as oleosin L-like. Gene Ontology annotation, biological process: lipid storage; sexual reproduction. Gene Ontology annotation, cellular component: extracellular region; monolayer-surrounded lipid storage body; membrane. The record is from RefSeq and is a predicted model, not a curated record. Lineage: Eukaryota; Viridiplantae; Streptophyta; Magnoliopsida; Malvales; Malvaceae.